This is a messenger RNA of Emiliania huxleyi CCMP1516, 3004 nucleotides long. RefSeq lists its product as hypothetical. The transcript has 12 exons. Lineage: Eukaryota; Haptophyta; Isochrysidales; Noelaerhabdaceae. Bases 28 to 2850 code for a protein of 940 amino acids. The record is from RefSeq and is a predicted model, not a curated record.
GGACCGCUUGUGUGCUGCCUGCGCCCUAUGUCCGCCAGCGUGGAGCUGGGAGAGGCCAGCGAGGCGCCGACGGGUCUCAACCGCUUCCAAAAGGUGGUGCGCAUGCAGCAGGCGCUGCACCGGGCCAGCUCGGAGGCGGGGAUGAGCUCGCAGGCUCCUCCGUCGACGCUGCUCAAGCGAGCGGGCGCGCCAUCGAUGCUGAUCAACCUCGCCCUCGUCGAGGAGCGGCACGGCAAGGGCUCGUGGCAGUACCGCUUGCUCGCACUGCAGAAGACGCGACGGUACACGGCCGCCUUCAUCGCGCUGCUGCUGUGCGACGCGACCGCCGCCAUCCUCGGGCUGCUCCUCUCGACUGCCUACCCUCCGUGCGUCAACAUCAAGGCGCUCGCCAGCUGUCCCGCCAACAGCAGCACAGUCACCGUCAUAGACGACGGCGUCAUCACAAGCACCACCACCACGAGCGACGUCGAGCCGGAGCCGAGCUGCAGCGAGAGCGGGUACGGCGCGUUUGCCGCCGCCAUGCUCGCAGUCACAGUCAUCUCCAUGCUCUCCAUCGUUACCUUCCUCGCCGAGUCGCUCCUCGUCUCCGCGGCGCUCGGCCCGCUACUGCUCCGCACCUCCCGCUCCUUCCGCCUGUGGACCGUGCUCGACCUUCUCAUCCUCACCUUUGCACUCGGCGUCGAGUCGUACCUGUUGCUCGUCAAGCACCCCACCGCGUCGGAGCGCGCCGUCCACACCUCCUCGCCCGCCCUCGUCCUCCUCUCCCGCGGCUACCGGUACGUCCAGCUCGCGCGCCGCUCGUACACGAUCUUGCGCCGCGUGCACCACACGCGCAAGUCGGGCCGCGACCUGAUCGAGGGCGGCGAGGCGCAGCGCGCGCGGAGCGAGCUCGACGGCGCGCUGGAGGAGCGGCGGAACGAGCUGCUCAUCGCGAGGCAGGAGAGCGGCGAGGGGCGCGUGCACCCGUCGAAGCUCGUGCUGCAGGUCUGCGCCGACAUGCUCCUCUCCGUCAGCCGCGAGGUGGGCAGCCGCGAGUGGGACGAGGUGCGGGAGCUGGCGGCAGCGGCGGGCAUCCGCGCGCUCGACGGCUUUGUGGAGCGGCUUCUCAAGCGGCGGCUGCUGCCGCUGUACUCGCGGCCAGAAGGCUUCUACGAGAACGACUCGAACCUAGCCAACACGCUCUUCCAGGCGGUCAAGUACAAGGAGAGCAUGGGCGCGUGGCCAGAGGGCCUCGCCGCCCUAAUCAAGGACGCCAACACGCCCGACUCGCUGCGCGGCGUCAUCCUCGACGACCUCGGGCCCGGAGGGUACGGCCCUCUUGCCCUCGUGGUGCGGGCGAGCCGCUGCUUGCGCACGCUUGACGUCGACUGCUCCGACUCGAACUUGUGGCGCAGCUCGGGCAAGGAGGCCUUCAUCGAGUCCCUCGCCGAGAGCAGCACGCUGCGCCAGAUCGACCUCUCCACCUCGCACGUGCCGCCCGACCUGCUGCACAAGCUGUGCGCGCGGCUCGCUUGUGGCGGCGAGGGCGUCGGAUCCGAGUGGGAGGCCGAGUGGGAGUCGGCGUCGCACAGGGAGGGCGAGGGCUCGCGGCCGCAGGCGAGAUCGGCGCUUCCUCCCACAGCCCUCGACGGGCAAACGGGCGGAGGCAGGGAGCGGGCGGGGGCGGCGGUAGCGCUGCCUCCGCGCGUCGCUCAGAUCGAGGCCGUCUCGCUCGCCGGCAACGCUGUGCCCGGCUGCGGCGCCUCGCUCGCGCUGCUCCUCGAGCAGUGCGGCGCCCUCACCUCCCUUGACCUCUCGCGCACUUGCCUCACCGAGGCCGACGGCGCGCUCGGCGCGCGGCUGCCCGAGGGGUGGCCUGCCGCCCGCCACGCGCCGCCGGCCGGAGCGUCCGCGGAGGCGUCGAACGCUGCCAAGCCGCUGCAGUGCGUCGUACUCGACGUCGCGGCGGUGCCGCCGGAGGAGCGGGGGCGGCUGCCCGCCGCGGUUGCGGCGAUGAUAGGCGACGAGCUGCUCGACCGGGGCGAGAUCCGCAAGGUGAUGCGUGAGGCAUCCGACUUGGUGACCGGCACGCUGCUCGAGGCGGCGCACGGCCUGCAGCACUACAUGCGCGUGAGCGAGGAGCACAUCCGGCAGGGCGUCGCGAUGGGCACCGCCGCCAUCGAGGAGGAGGUGCGCGCGCUGGGCGACGCCGAGGCGCUGUCGAUGCUGCAGUACAUCUUGCACGACCCGGCCUCGGAGAAGGAGUACCCCAACGGCACGCGCGACGCCGGCCGCAGCGGCGAGCGGCUCGCCGACUUCGUCGCGCACGCCGACGCGCAAAAGGCGAUGCUCGACGAGCCGCACCCGCACGUCGUCGCGUUGCGGCUGUACACGACGGCGGCGUACCGGCACAUCAACGGCCCGCUCCGCAAGCCGGAAGGUCCGCACCCGCUGGCGCGCACCACUUGGUUCAUCUCGGAGGCCGUGCGCAAGCUGCGCGCGGUGCACGCCGACUCGACGACGGCGACCGAGACCGAGGACCUCUGGAGGGGCAUGCGCAACAUGCAGCUCUCGAGCGACUUCAUCGACAACCGCACCGGCGGCACCGAGCUCGCGCCCAUGUCCGCGACCACCGACAUGACCGUCGCGGCGCGCUACGGCGCCUCGUCGGGCACGCUGCUCUUCAAGAUCCGCGUCGACAACUCGCUCGUGCGCGGCGCGUCGCUGCAGUGGGUCUCCGCCUUCCCGCGCGAGGCGGAGGUGCUCUUCCCGCCGCUGACGUACGUCCAGCCCACCGACAAGCGGCAGACGCUGCUGGUGGGCGCGUGCAACUUCACUGUCAUAGAGGUGGUGCCCAACCUGUCGUCGUGACGCAUAUUAGAGGUGUGCGGUGCCCCGGUGCCCUACCACAGCGAGCCGUACCGUGCCUGUACCGGUGUCGCAUGAUAUGGUUCAUGGAGUUGAUGGGGGAGAUGGGUUGUGAUGCUCAUGUACGAAGUACGAGAUAUGUACGAUCUACGAGCGU